AUGUUUACACUCCCUUUUUUAGCACUAGCAUUAGUAGAUAACUUUAUUGGUAACUGGAAUGGAAAUGUCCCCAAUUAUCCGCUCACAAUAGCCGAUUUGAAGAAACCGCACGCUGUAAUGGGUGCACUCUUCCAAGUUUUUGAUAGACUUGGGAUUGAUCGAGAUGCUGUACUGAUGCCACCACCCGAAGAAAGUCGUAACGAAAAUAUGAUAUACUAUUGGGAUCUGCUUCCUGUGGUCAAUAUGACUAGAGUUAUAAAUCACUUGGUGUCUGUCAUGCCUCAAGUUGAUGCCACGAUCAGCAUCACUCAUUUCUUACAACCGACAGUGACAACGUCGCACUCAAUAUUGCUGUUAUUGUUUAAUCUGAUGUUGUUUAAUGAAGAGAGGCUAAGGGAUAUAGAGCCGUAUGAAGAGGAAUUGUUCUCAAAAACUGAACAGGUUAAAAUUUUAGAAGAUAGAAAAAAUCGUCUUCUUGAAAUGUUGAACGAACAAGCUGAAGAAAAAGGAAAACGAGCUGAAAGACUGGAAAAGAUAGAUUACGAGGUUAAACAGUACGAAGAUGAAUUAAAACAAGAGAACGAAGCACUUGAUGUAGAAAAACAAGAGUUAGAAGCUAUUAUAAAGGAGAACAAACAAACUGAGAUUGUUUUGGAACAGAAGAAAACUCAAAGAGAUACAUUAUUAGCGGAAAUUGAGAAAAAGAAAGCAUUAAGAGUGUAUGAUGCCGAGGAUAUAAAGGCUCAAGCGGAACAAGCAACACUGAACGUUCAAGAAGCAGAGGAAAAACUAAACUCAUUGCGAGCGACGUUAAUGCAAAAGGAAAAUAGUUUGAAAAAUUUGCAAACGAUCAAACCAAAUUUGGAUACAGCUAAUAAUUUAUUGCACGACAUUAUUAAGCUUUCGGAGAGUUUGAAGGACUAUGAAAGCGGAGAUCUGGAUUCAGACAGCAAAGAGGGAGAGUUAGAUGUACUAAACACGGAGCUAAGUGAACUAGAAGUACAAUUGGCAGAGUUAAAGGUUGCUAGAGAGGAAGCCAGUAAAAAACGACAGGAAAGUCACGCUAAGAGACAGCAAGAGAGAACAUUAGCUCAGAGUAAUCUUCGUGAAGCUGAGGAGAAAGACAAGAAAUGUAACGAAAGAUCUAAGAAGGCAUCUCAACGUGUCCAAGAAAUAAAAGAGUUAACAACUGAAUAUGAACACAAGAAAGCUAAGGGAUUGGAAGAACUUAAUGAAAUAAAAGAAAGUUUUACCAUCAAUUUAAAAUCAACCGAAGAAGCUCUUUUGAAAAAGGCACUAGAAUCCAAGGAGAGGAUUGAAGAUAAAUUAAGGAAUCGAAAGAUUUGAGCAAAUUGUAUUUUUAAUCAUUGCAAUUAAAUUAUAUUAAUAAAUGUUUCAUA
Molecule: messenger RNA, 1400 nt
Organism: Melitaea cinxia (Glanville fritillary)
Lineage: Eukaryota; Metazoa; Arthropoda; Insecta; Lepidoptera; Nymphalidae
Product: protein Daple-like
Exons: 7
Coding region: 1-1347 (448 amino acids)
Source: RefSeq, a predicted model, not a curated record